This is a messenger RNA of Danaus chrysippus (African queen), 1248 nucleotides long. Lineage: Eukaryota; Metazoa; Arthropoda; Insecta; Lepidoptera; Nymphalidae. The record is from the annotation of a GenBank genome assembly.
AUGUUUUAUCUACUGUGGUGUACACACGGUGAUAUGGGAUUCUCGGAAAAUAUUGUUAUUUUAUUAAUUGCGCUAUGCUUUAAGCUACCACAGACGUAUACAAAACCGAGAUCUCUGACUAACAAUGGAAAAGUAAAUGUCUGUCACACACCAAAAACUUAUUAUACCGAGACAGAUUUGAAACAAUCUGAUAAAAAGUCAAUUUCCAAUAACGAAUUGUUACGAAAGACGUUCCAUUUCCGUGACAUUGAAUACCCUGUGGCGACAACACCUCGACCACAAUUUUACUUUCAUGAAUAUAAUGACAAUCAACAGUGGCGAAGAAAUUUCACGCGGAAUAGAAGUUCGUUAACAAGAAAUAGUAAUUCACAAUCCAUCAAAAAUGGUGCUGGGACUACAAACUACGAAGCAAAUGGAAAUAAAAUACAACGAUCUAUAGCUCCCAAAGAAGUAUCUAAUCACGAUUUUCUAAAAGCAGCAAAUUUCCCAGAAAUAGAAUAUCCCCUUAGCGCUAAAGAAACAUGGAGACCAAAUUACUGGCAGAUUGAUAUGAACACGAAUACUUUGAACAAAAUGCGUCACGAUCAGGAGAACAAGUUUACGAGAACAGGAGCUCAUUUCAAUGGACAUACUUCGUUUCCCACAAGGUCAUACAGCGACCCUGUCAAGAAUCAACAGCUAUUAAAACAGGUUAAAGAACACAAAGCCCAUGAAAACAACACCAAAACAGGCAACUCUCGACAUUAUGGAGACAUUAAUAUUAAGAGAGACGAAGACAAUUUACAUAAUAUUACAACUGAUAUUGGACCAACUUAUACAACACCAAUUCCGUAUUAUUUCACGCCUCUUGACUGUGAGGAUUAUAUCAAUACUGCUAUUUCCUCUGUCCAAGAGAACAAUGAUCAGAUAAGUACAUAUUUGUCCACCGUUUAUAAUCAAUCUUUGAACAAUGACUUCACUCCAACAAAAACUGACAACCAAUACAAUAUAGAUGCCCACAAUUUCCAAAUAAAUAACCAUGAGCAGUCUGACUAUAAUGAUAGAAGGGAACCAGAAAAAGAUACAUUUGUUUUAGAAGAUGACUAUACCACAGAUGCAGAUUUAGAAGAUGGAUCACUGAUUUAUAGUCUCGCAAGUACAGCAUCACCAUAUUUAGGUGUAAUCGAUUCAACGUGGAAGAAUUACGAAACUAUUGAACCAGAUAAAUGUUAUAUAGACGACCUGAGCGAAUAUUUUAUAUCUGUAUAA